Messenger RNA from Vanrija pseudolonga, 972 nucleotides. Its product is annotated as Putative alpha/beta hydrolase. The record is from RefSeq and is a predicted model, not a curated record. The coding region runs from base 1 to 972 and encodes 323 amino acids. Gene Ontology annotation, molecular function: lipase activity. The transcript has a single exon. Lineage: Eukaryota; Fungi; Basidiomycota; Tremellomycetes; Trichosporonales; Trichosporonaceae.
AUGCCAGGCGCCAACCCGCACAACUACGCCCUCGAGCCCGCCGCCCAGGCGUUCUGCGAGGCGACAGCCAACCCGCCGUUCCUCUUCCAGCUCCCACCUGCCGACGGGCGCAAGGCCGUCGACGACGUGCAGAACUCGCCGGUGAACAAGCCCGACGUCGACGACAAGUGGAUCGAGGUGCCCGGGCCGAACGGCAGCGGCACCGUCCCAGUCCGCAUCGUCAAGCCCAAGGGCGCGAAGGGCGUGCUCCCCGUCAUCCUGUACACGCACGGCGCGGGCUGGGUGUUCGGCGACGCGCACACGCACGACGUGCUCGUGCGCAACCUUGCCGUGCAGACGGGCGCGGCGGUCGUGUUCCCCGAGUAUGUGCGCGCGCCGGACGCGCACUACCCCGCGCAGAAUGAGCAGAGCUACGCGGCCGCCAAGUGGCUCUUCUCCAAGGGCGGAGACGAGGGGCUCGACACGACCCGCGUCGCGAUCUCGGGCGACUCGGUCGGCGGCAACAUGGCCAUCGCGCUCAUCCUCAUGGCGCAUGAGCGGCGCGAGUUUGCGUUUGCUGCCGCAGGCCUGUUCUACCCCGUCUGCGAUGCCAGCUUCGACAGCGCGAGCUACAACGAGUUUGCGGAGGGCUACUUCCUCGCGCGGGACGGCAUGAAGUGGUUCUGGGACCAGUAUACUACAAGCGAGACGGAGCGCGCCGAGAUCACGGCGUCGCCGCUCCGCGCGACAGAGGACCAGGUCAAGUUCUUCCCGCCCACGCUGCUCAUCACCGCCGAGUGCGACGUGCUCCGCGACCAUGGCGAGCAGUUUGCCGCCAAGCUCCGCCGCGCGGGAGUGCAGGUCACGGCCACGCGGUACGGCGGCACGAUCCACGACUUUGUCAUGGUCAACUCGCUGCAUGAGACGAAUGCGUCCAAGGCGGCUAUUGCGCAGGCGGCCCACUUCUUCCGGCAGGUGCUCAAGGUCGAGUGA